GUGCGUGCGGAAACGCGACCGGUAUCCUUCGACGAUACCUCCAGAUCGGCCGAUUGCUAAAUCGAUCGUAUCAACGCGAUAUCGUAACGGUAUUUUUACGUGCCUCGUCGCGGGUGAUAGUUCUAUUGGUGGGUGACUCUGGUGCCGUUGAUCAUCGAGAAGCUGCGUUCAUCAGCUGACUGCCAAGAAGAAAUCGAACUCGCGAUCGUACAUGCUUCGAUAUCGAUUCGGUUUAGUUUGCUUCAGUUCGAUCAUCACGACGAAUUGCAUUUCGAUGACUGGCAUAUGUUGGUCGGUCGUGUCGGUUUGAAGAUCGUCGUUGAAGGGCCGAUCGGCUGAUCCUUUCUUCCACAGGGACUAUGGAUAGGGUGUUGUGUGUCUGUGAACGAUCAGAAGCACAUCGUUUGUCGCAAGAUAUUCUACACGUUGGAAGGUGAUCGCCUACGAUCCUUCCGUAUCCUGAAAUCAACCGGAAAAAUAUUUGGCCUCGUGCUAUAAUCGAAAGUUCCUUUACUUCUUACGGCUUCUGUCCUAUGAUGAGUAUAGACAGCGUAGUCGUAUUAGUGAAUCUUUGUUGUUCGUGCUGUGAUCAACGACCCAAAGUGUUGCGAUCAAGAUCCGGAUACUUUUGAAGAAAUAAUUCGUUUCAUCGUGAAAGUGUUUGAGACGUUACCUCGAGGAAUAAGAAAUAACCGUUCGAACGAGUAAAUCCUGAAAAUCUUGCGAUAUCACAAGGAAAUGACUAUAUUGUCGCGAGUCGAGUUCGAUCAAAGGAUCAAGAUCGAAACAUAGAAGAACGAGAACCAAAGGAUCAUUGAGGAAAGCUAGUUCUAUCACCUGCACCCAAGGAUCCGGCUCGAAGUAUCCAAUGGUUUUUCGAGGAUUGGUCGGACAUCAUGCUCGAUCUCUUUCGCAUUUCGGUGCCACGGUAGCUGGAAUAGAAUCGAUCACACAGGACGCUAGAAGGGAGCAGAGCUGCAAAAUACGUGGAAGUCAUCCGAACGAAGAGAUACACGACGAGGGGACGACAAAGGGACGUAGAUAUCCUUGUCACGGUCUCUUGAUUGUGGGAACACGCUUUACUCGUGGCGUCCUGCGCGUUCCACUUUUAAUGAACAACGGCACGUGGCCUUAUAGCUUGAGUCGACGACGAAUAAAAAGGAGUAGAAAGAAGGCUUUCAAGGGGCGAAUAAUCGAGCGAUAUUACAAAUGUUCGUUAUUCCUAUGACUUAUAAUCGUUGUUAGUGAAUUAAUGAAAUUCUAAUUUUUGAUAGAGAGACGAGAAAUCCAAGGGUGUUUAGUUCCUUCGUCGAAGAUGGAGAUGUUCCAUGUGAAUAGAUGACGAGAAAUUAAUACGCGAUCUGCCUUCGAUGUAUGUUGCUCAUAUUAUCGGUAGAACAUUAUAUAGAAUAUGAGACGUUGAUCGUUGAAAGAGUUUAGAAGAUUUGAAAUUAGACCGUGGAUAAUCGGUCUGUUUACGCUACAGGGAAUCCUGAUGGAGGGAAGCUUCAAUUAGAAAAAGUCCAGCGGGGAGUGAGUUUGUUCUUGGCGAAACGGUGAAUUUACGACAGCUUGGGAGGAACGUUAAACUGUUCGUAACUGAGUAAGAAAACGAACGUGGACUGGUAAACGAAAGAAGGAUUAUUCCUACGAUCGAUACCCUUUCUUCCAUUGUAAGAUGUUUAAUCCUUCAUACGGUUCCUAAAAGGAUUUACUCCUCGAUCGUUCAGCUAGGUGUGUUGAAUCUGCUCACCUUCGAAAGUCUUCGGUUGCAAAACUAUUCUAUUCGAUCGGACAGAUAUAUUGAGAGUAGCCGUCGAAACGCGAGAAGAGAGCACGCGAAAGGGACAAGGCAAGCCGAAGAGUCACGUAUCCUCGUAUUCGCCUCUCUCGCGGGAAAUCAUCGUCCACAAACGAAUAGAGAGAAACAUCUCGUCGUUCCGUACCCUUUUUCCCGCGACAUCGAGAAAAUUCGUAACGACCGAUCCGUUAAGAAGAUAUAAAUCCCACGAUCAUCGAAAGGGAAGAAAAUUUCUCGACGAAUUAUCCCCGUAAAGCCUCUUUGUAUCAUACGCCCGUAUUACAAGCUUUUUAAAGCGAGAGUUAGCUACUUCCUUUUUAGAUUCUGAUGUUUAACGAAACAAUGAAUUCCAAAGCGAAGAAACAAGAUUGGAGUACCGCUUAACGACGAUUGUCUGUUUAGUAGAAGUCAGUCGAAGUCAGAUACAAAAGGGAAAGAGGCCUGGGGAAAACUACCAAGAAUUGAAACGAAAUCGUGGGCGGAGUUCGAGAUAAGGAUAUCGAACGAAGGGAACUCGUGAAAAUAAAAGUAAACAACUACGAUAGACCGGGAAAAUCGGCUGGAAUCGAAGGGAGGAAAAGCGGAUAACUAGUCGAACGCGGUAGCUGACCCGCUUUCAUUCCUUUUCCGAGGGAUUUUCAUCGUAGCUGUCCGGCCGCGCGUGCCGAUCUCUUAAAAAGACUUAACGUUUACCACGAAGGAACGAGAAUGUACCCUGGUUGGAGCAUCGGGAGAAUCGGACCCUUUACCGGGAACACGAAGAAAUGAAGUUAUCAGUGUCAGCUUAUAGAGCUCAGGCCAGUGCUCACAAAAAGAUCCUUUCCAACUAUCAGCAUCAGUUGAGUUACGGGGCCACCAAUCAGGCGUCCUCGGCCCGGACCCCCUCUGAUCCCGCGACGUUCCUUACUGGCUUCAAGGUGGAUCGUGCGGAGAACGAGGAGGGCCAGGGAGGGGGUGGUCUGUCGACGUUUUCGGCGGGCUGCAGCGGUGCUUCCGGUUCGAGGAUGGGCCCAGGGCCCGACUCCGGUAGCAGUGCUCCCUCUUCUGUUCCCCACUCAUUGGCGACCUCGAGGGACGACGAAGACGACGAAGACGAAGAAAGCAGCGGGCGACGUUCCAAUGGCCACACAGGAACGCGGUUAUCGGAGCUGUACCGUCGAGGCACCUUCUCGAGCCACGGAGGGUCCUUGGAGAAGGAUGCCCCGGGACUGAGCGCAACCUCAACGACCUCGGAAUCCUUGGAGAGCAAUGGCCUCGAUACAGAGAUACCAGCUGCAGCCAGGAGACCCCGUAGUACAAGGGGCUCGCAAAAAUGGAGUAACGUACGCGCCGUCAUGGCGCUAUAUUCCUCCCUACGCAAGAUCAAGAGAACAAAGAGCAACCAACGGUGGAUGAAGCUGCGGACCACGGUGCAGCUCUCGUCAGCCAUCUCGACGAUCCAGAAGAAGCCACCGUUGAAACGCGAGGAUUCGUUUCUCAAGCGAUUCUCCACCAGGCAGAUCCCGGAGAGUCAAGAGACGUUGGACACAGGAGAGGGCGAGGGCGACGCUGCCGACGACAAGGAUUCGAGUGGGCGUCGUCGACGACGGCCACGGAGACCUCAGAAACCACCGAGGACCGUGGUCAAUCCGGACGAGAACUUUUAUUAUUACUGGCUGAUGCUACUAUCCGGCUGUGUUCUUUACAAUCUGUGGACAUUGAUUGUGAGACAAAGUCUGCCUGAACUACAGGCUGUGGCGCCAGUCAUGUGGCUCGCAUGCGACGGUUUUACUGAUCUUGUGUUCUUUCUCGAUGUGGCUGUGCAGUUUCGUACUGGUUACCUCGAGCAAGGAUUAAUGGUGUACAACAGCAAGAAACUGGCCGGUCAUUAUCUCAAGUCCAAGUCGUUCAUUUUGGACUUGCUAGCGUUGGUGCCGCUCGAUCUGCUUCAGGUGAACCUGGGUAGUAAUCCGAUGCUCAGGUUCCCGAGGUUCCUCAAGAUCUACCGUGUGUACAAUUAUUACUAUAUGGUCGAGUCGCGGACAGUUUACCCGAAUUUGUGGCGUGUGCUGAAUCUCAUACAUAUAUUGCUGAUACUGGCACACUGGUUCGGCUGCUUUUACUACUUGCUCAGCGAAGCGGAAGGAUUCCAAGGUGACUGGGUGUACCCGUACAGGCCAGGGGAGUACGCGACCCUGACCAGAAAAUAUCUUGGCUCGCUGUACUGGUCCACACUCACCCUCACCACGAUCGGCGACCUACCCACACCGGAAACCAACGCCGAAGUCGUAUCGGGCGGCAAUCCCCGGAGCCUCGCUCGUCGUGGCCGACUGUCCCGGCUUCUGCAGUUCAAGCAUAACGGAGGGUACGUCUUUACGAUAGUCAGCUACCUGAUCGGCGUCUUCAUAUUCGCAACGAUCGUCGGCCAGGUUGGAAAUGUGAUCACCAAUCGAAACGCGAAUCGAUUGGAGUUCGAGAGAUUGCUCGACGGCGCCAAGACAUAUAUGAGACAUCAUAAAGUGCCGGGCGGGAUGAAGAGGCGAGUACUCAGGUGGUACGACUACAGCUGGUCUCGAGGAAGAAUACAAGGCGGCGGUGACAUCAACACCGCCCUUGGUCUACUUCCGGACAAACUGAAGACCGAGCUGGCGCUACAUGUGAAUCUCUCUGUAUUGAAGAAGGUUACCAUUUUUCAGGAGUGUCAACCCGAAUUUUUACACGAUCUAGUGCUGAAGAUGAAAGCCUAUAUAUUUACGCCUGGUGAUUCGAUAUGUCGAAAGGGAGAGGUAGCUAGAGAAAUGUUCAUAAUAGCCGACGGAAUUCUAGAAGUGAUUAGCGAAACGGGCAGAGUUUUAACAACCAUGAAAGCCGGAGAUUUCUUUGGAGAAAUUGGAAUUCUUAAUCUAGACGGAUUAAACAAACGCACAGCCGACGUUCGUUCGGUAGGCUACUCAGAGCUAUUCAGCCUAUCCCGCGAGGACGUAUUAGCGGCGAUGAAAGACUAUCCGGACGCUCAAGAAAUUCUACAGAAUCUCGGUAGGAAACGUUUGAGGGAGGCGCAGAAGGUGGCCAAAGCAUCUAGGCAACCAACGUCGCCUGGUCACGACUCGUCGGACAACAGCACGGGCAAAAGAAUCGUUGACAAGCUGAAGAGCGACGUAAAGGGUCUAAAGAAUGCGCUAAGAAAGAGCAGACGAAAUACAAAACCCGAGGAAAGCUUGGAGUUGCAGCCAUUGACGCCAAAGGUGUCAACGCUGAAAAGGCAGCAGAAGAUCGACGAUACUCAAGACGCGUCCGCGUCGAGCGUCCAAGAACCACCUGUGUCGCCUUUGGGCGCCGGUUUACCUCUGCUUGCCAGAUUAAGAUUAUUAAAAGAAAAGGAAGAACGCGAAGAACAUCGAAAUCUAAUGGAAACGCACGUGCACGCGCCUGAACAACAACCACCGUUGGACGCGCAGAACCCUAUGAACCCGAAUUUGCCGUUUCUUCAGAGAAUACUGCUCUUGAAGGCAAAGAACGAGCAAGAGGCCAAAGAGGCUGACAAAGAGGCACCCACUAAAGAGCCCUUGCUUCCAAAAAACGCUAUACCCGAGGAAUCGCAAGAACAAUCGCCCAAGCUGCCUCGUAAACCGGUACAGAAGCAGCCAUCGGUCCAAAGUACCAUAGAACCGAUCGUCAAAUCACCGACCACUUCGAACGAAGAGAAUGCGAAUGGUUCGAACGCGAAGAAACCAUGGGCCAUGCUGAAGGACGCCUCGUUAACGAACAAAGAAAAUUCGCCCCAGAGGAGUCCGCCGACUAAGAGACUAAGACAGACUUUAAUGCACCUAAGACAGCAGACUAAGAUGUACGCGUCCGUAGACGAUCUUUCACCGGAGUACUGCGGUCUACCGUUUGUCAAGAAGCUGAAGAUACUUAACGAGAGACAGAAGUUGGCGGAACUCGAGAAAGCAGUUAGGAGCUCCAGUUUAGACUGCGGAGAAAACGCCGAGCUUGAGUUCGAUGGAAACUUGACGAGAAGCCACUCGGAGGCUUGCGCGAUCGAGUAUACCAGGAAAUUAGCGAAAUUGAAUCAGAAUCGAAUGUCAUCGAUGUCACCCACGGAUCAACUUUCACCGGAGAACGAGACGUUGGAAAGGCGGAACUUGAAGAGCAUACUGAAGAAGUUAUCAGCCGGCAGCAGAACCGGAAGCUCCGAGACCUCGGCGACGAGCACGCCAGAUCGCGAAGCGGCUACCGCCGAAUUAAGGAAAUUAAUGAGAGCACCGACGAUAGAAGGUUACGCGGCACGGCAUUCGAAACUCUCGAAAAGCGUGACAUUUAACAAAUACACGCUGCAGAGCCCACCGUCCGAACAGACCCCAGCAAAUUAUCCGCUUGGGUCGCAGUUGUCCGACUCCCAAGAGCAGGCCUCACUGCCACCGCCCAAUAAACUCAAUUUCCGUCCUUUGGGCAGCGGAGGUAUCCUGCAAAUGGUAUCUCGGCCACGAGAAGAGGAAUACCUGGGGGAGAUAGUCACCGGCAUCAAAGACGUCGUUAAGGCUCGUCUGGAGGACAUACAGACCAAGUUCGAGCGGCAGUUUACUUCGUUGGAAUUAGAGAUCCGCAAGCGAGACGAGAUAAUAUCUCAACUUCAAGCAAGAAUACUAGAACUGGAACAAAGAGAUUCAAGAAACGGGGACGAGUCUUUGGGAGACAGCACAGAGCACGACGCCUCGUUCGAGGAAGACUUGGACGACGAUCGUGAGGACCACCCGUUCAUGAGAGACGGUUCAGUGGACACGGUCCUCACCACUCAGUCGCACUAUAAGCGUUGCUCGCCAUGUAUAGAGUCUAGUUCUCAUAAUCGAAGAUCCUGGGAAGAACACUCUGAGGAAGAAACAUUAGAGCUUCAAGAACUCCCUAGCUCGAUCGUGCCACAGUCUCUGUGGAAGGACGAGGUGGCGAUCGAUCUAGAGUCUAACAGCGAGAGCAGCAGAUCCGAGGACGAAUUCGACGAUAGAUCCGGAAGAGGCGACAGCGAGAAUGACGGCGAUGACGACGAGGAAGGUGAAGUGCGUGGAGAGGGACAUAAUAAUUGGGAGGCGGCUAUGCUAGCCCAGGAACUGGAGGCCAGGCGGAGAAGCAGCGAGGAUGCGAAUCCGGGCUCCUAGCGCAUUAACGAAAUCCUAGAUGUAUUGUGUUAUCUCACCAGCACUUUGCACCCCAGGGGUUGGUGUAACGGCCCAGCAACUGCUACAGGCAGCGCGGCCCUCUGCGAGAACGAUUGCCCUUACUUACAAUUAGAUUUCGAUAGAAUGACCAGUUGUAGGGAGACCAUGAUGUGAAACCCGAUAUGUAAGAAUCUAGGGGAUUGAUCGUUCCUUUCCUAUGAUCCUGGACUUUUGUCACGUGGAGAUUCGUGGGCCAAUAUAUACGACCUUCGUGAGGGGAGCGUAUACACGUGUUUCUAAAACCUCCGCACGCCGUGAAUACACGCGUAAAUUGCGUUCUAGUCGCAUUCCCUCUUUGUGCACAUCUACCCAUACAUACCACACACGUACACAUGCAGAUACGCUAGUUCGGAGGAUUGUUCUCUAGGUUUAUUUCUCACAAACCUUCUACCAUUACUCGUUUGCUUUUGUUUGGUCAUUGAUCGAAGAUCGUGAUCCUCUUAUCCUUCGAGGGACCUUUCAUUUUAUUUGGCGAUAUCGAACAGCAGCUUCGGUUAGAUAAUCAAAUUUUACGUCGAUCAUUUUGGUUGAAUAAAGGGAAUUGGUAUGGUUUCGAGAGAAAUAAAAUGGAAUUCGGAUAUACUUUUUCCUGUCUCUAGCGACUAACUAUACGAGAUCUUUUAUUCGAAAAUUAAAGUUUAUAGCGGUUUGAAAUUAUAUAUAGAUAUUCAUAUCUACUACGAAGACUUGACUUAAGGAUUACGAGACGAAUUUUACGUGCUACGUUACGAUCAAUACGAAAAUACAUAUAUUUACGAGUAGCUAGGCACUACACACGUGUGUUAACGAAAUUAUAUUCACGAUGUAUUACGUUAAACGUUGAUUAAAUCGUAAAAUAUCGCUCGAUUAGAGGUGAUAUUACAAGUGUCUGUAAAAAUUUUCCACCAAUUUGGAAUUAACGUUUCUCUUUAAAGAGCUGGAUGCCAGAGGGUUACGCAGUGCCCGAAAAUCAGUUCUGUGAAGCUAAAAGUUCCAAAACGAUCUCGCGGCUUUCUGAACCAUAUAACUUCAUGAAAUAUCGCGUGUAUGGUACAAAUUACGAUUAAUUUACAUUAACUUCGCCUAAUUAUCUUGUCAUUACUCAUGAAUUCAGUUCAUUUUUCUAAUCAUUUUUAAAUUUAUAACUUCCAGCAAUUGAUAUACCUACAUACUUCGAAAGAAAAGAGAAAGUGAUAAAACAGAGUGAAAUUUCGUUUCUGCGAAAAGACGUGCUGAUGGAUUUAAAGGAUAUCUUGAAGCAGCAUGUGAAGUGCAAUUACAUUGAUUAAUUUUUAAGAGUUGAACGUUAAUAUUUUCAAGUUUAUGGACAAUUCAGCCUCUCCUCGCUUUUCUGAUAGUCGUGACAACCUAAUUUCAACAGAAUUUCUCUUGUCCACGCGCAAAUUAUAAAUAGAUUACAAUUUCGACUCAAUCGAUUAACUUAUUUUAUCAUCUAAUAGGCAUAAUAAGUGAUUAAGUAUAGAUAUCCUCUUAACUGCAAGAAAUUCGUAGAAAUAAAUCGUGUCUUUUGAAAUAACACGACUAAAACCUUUAAUUGUUAAAGUUAAAUUAACAGUCUACUUAACUAAUAAUACGCGAUUUUCCUUUAAAGUACAAGAAAUUUCAUUUUCCAUUUUCAUAACAAUAUUUUUCUUUUCUCAAUUUUAAAGAAGAUUCUUGAUCUCCGUGUUAAAGAAUAAUAUUUUUAUUCAAUUAAAAAUUACGAAAUUUCAUUAAAUGUUUACUGUUAAUAGCUGGCAUAGAGUUGAAAUUUUACUUGUGUUAUACAGUUGUUGCAUUGUAAAUAAUCACAGGUGCCUGAGAGGAUAUUAUACUUGAGAUAUAUAGAACUAUAAAAUGUUAAGCACCUAUUUAAAUGUGUAAUGUGUACACCGGACGGACGAUACUCAAUUACAAACAAUAUCGCGUUGGUUUCUUUUUCAUUCCAUAGCGAAACAUCGUGCAGAAGAAGUUGAUCGAAGACGAAUUCACGCGAUACUCUUUCCAUUAUCUGCCUUAGCUAUUACGAACUAUAAUACAAACUUGUUACCGAUUGUCCGUGAAACACUGUGAAUGCUUCAUUUUCUUUUGUUACAGAGCAAUACGUACCUCUAUAUCGUUUCACGAGACACUUGUUAAAUAAGAAAUACUAGAAUAAAUUACGAAUCUGUUAUUACAAAAGAGAUAUAUCUAUAUGCAUACAUAAUGCAUACAAAUACGCGUACACAGAUAAACAUACAUAUAUAUAUAUAUACAUAUACACAUAUUUAUAAGUGGACAAUUUUAAUUUCAUAUCUCAAGACGCUAAUUAAGAAAUCUAUAAAUUUUCUAUAAAUAGAAGAUUUGCGUAAUUUUUCAUCACCGCCCCCCCCCCCCGCCACCACCACCCCAGGAAAAUUGAACUUUUGCUUCCCGUUUUCCCUCAUGCCUCUGCCCAUUUAUGCGGUCAUUUUCAUCAUUUAAUGAGAAACGAUAUACCAUGGUCGGAAAAAGGGAGAAAAUUAAAUAUUCAAUACUAAAACGUAACGAACGAAGAAAAAAAAAUUUCGACGACACGUAUGCACAUAUACACGUACACAUACAUAGAUACACAUAAUUUAAUUAAAAGAAAAAAGCGACAAAAGUUAAUGGGAAUUAUAUGAUGUAUACUGACCAGACCAAGCUCAAUAUUUCUAGAGUCUUUACAAGAUAAAUAAAUCUGUUAAGUGAGAAAUGACUAUUAAAUUAAGUAAGGAGAGGAAAUCUAUUAAGAAGAACUUGUAAAUACUAGCCUAUAAUUUAUUUAUCUAUGAAUGCGAGGGAAAGCGCGAAUGACGAGACACAUAUGUAGAAGAGAAAGAAGAAGAGAGGAUUAUAUUUAGUGUGCGUGAUAGAGAGAGAAAGUGUGAGAGAAAGAGCGGGAGAACACAAGUGAAGGAAGAGAGCAAAUGCGAGUGAAAGAGGAAAACAAAGAAUGCGUAAAACAAGAAGAGGUUAUGGCGAACUAAUACGGUGAAAAGCAUUUUAGAUGCUGAUAUGUACCUAUUACGCGAAUGAAAAGAGUAUACAAUAAAGUAAACAAAUGUUUUCAAACUUUGUG
This is a messenger RNA of Bombus pyrosoma, 10051 nucleotides long. It is a transcript of the gene Cngl, whose product is annotated as potassium/sodium hyperpolarization-activated cyclic nucleotide-gated channel 1. Gene Ontology annotation, biological process: transmembrane transport; monoatomic ion transport. Gene Ontology annotation, molecular function: protein-containing complex binding; monoatomic ion channel activity. Bases 2566 to 6933 code for a protein of 1455 amino acids. The record is from RefSeq and is a predicted model, not a curated record. Gene Ontology annotation, cellular component: membrane. Lineage: Eukaryota; Metazoa; Arthropoda; Insecta; Hymenoptera; Apidae. The transcript is spliced from 11 exons.